AUGUCGUUCAUUGCACCACAGCGUCUGGACCCCGGCAGUUCCUUUCCCAUCCUCACUCUCCUUCACUUGACGUCCUACUUGGACGCCGAGAUGAACAACCUCGUAGACUACCUAUCGGCCUUUUGGUUAGUCACCGAUGAACCCAAUGCUACUUCGACCAGGGGCAAGCACACUACCGACACACUAAUACAACUGCGGUACGGCGUAGCCAUGAGCAGCUAA
This is a messenger RNA of Sporothrix schenckii 1099-18, 222 nucleotides long. RefSeq lists its product as uncharacterized. The coding region runs from base 1 to 222 and encodes 73 amino acids. The transcript has a single exon. Lineage: Eukaryota; Fungi; Ascomycota; Sordariomycetes; Ophiostomatales; Ophiostomataceae. The record is from RefSeq and is a predicted model, not a curated record.